Molecule: messenger RNA, 5967 nt
Organism: Xyrichtys novacula (pearly razorfish)
Lineage: Eukaryota; Metazoa; Chordata; Actinopteri; Labriformes; Labridae
Source: the annotation of a GenBank genome assembly
AUGGCCGUCAUCGAGGAGAAGCUGGAGAGAAAGGAGAAGGCACUAGAGGACACAACCCCACCAGAAGGAGGCUGGGGUUGGAUGAUAGUUGCUGGAUGUUUUCUUGCCAUGAUCUGCAUCCGGGCUGUGACCAGGUUAAUACAUACCAGUUAGAGUGUAAUUGCUUAAUUUCACCCGUUUGAGUUUGCAAGAAAAGAAAAUAGCAUCAUUGACAGAUUGCCCCAGUAAUCACACAGAUUAGCUGUUGCUCCCAUAAAUAAAAUUGCGCUGGUGCAGAUAGGAGGGAGUUUUCUUCUUCUUCUUCUUCAUAUUAUUAUUAUUAUUAUUAUUAUUAUUAUUAUUAUUAUUAUUAUUAUUAUUAUUAUUAUUAUUAUAUAUUUUUUGUGAUUAUGGGGAAAUCUCUUUUGAAAGAUCAGUAAGUCUUAUAGAGGUGAUGAAAUUCUGACUCCUCUUGUUAAGAUCUGGAUUCUACAGUAGGACACAUAAAAGGUAUAAAACAUACGUGUCGGUAGAUGUUAAAUUAGUUUUGGUCUUUAUAAACACUUUGUUUAACUAAAACUUUGAAAGUUUUUUUUUCCAUUCUAUUUUUAACAAAUCAUAAAAAGUUCAAUUCUAACUGGUAUGAAGAAGUUCCUGUUAUCUGAGCCUUUUUCAUGUUCGUCAAAGCAACUAAAAAUGAGCGAUAAUGAAAAUAUGUGUUCAGUUUUGGUCUCCGCUGAUCCUUAAGUCUUGGUAUUUGAUUUAGUAUCAGGAGGGAGAAACUGGACCAUUACCAGAGAUUUUUUUUAUACCUCAGCUGACUUAACAGCUCUACUUGGAUGCCUUUAAAAACCAGGGUGUAACCUGGUCUUUAUUACAUAAUGUAUUCAUAAAAAUAAAGGUCAGACAGGACAAAGCUCUUAGACUGUUGUACAUGAAUGACAGCCAUAAACUGAUAAAUCUUUAUGAACAUCCAUCCUUAACUUUUCCUUUCCUUUUGUAAUGACGGUAUUCCUCUUCGGGUUUUAAGAUCCAAGUCACCUGACAGUGUUUUUUUUUUAAAGAUUUAUAUCGACUUACGCUAAGAUGCAUGAUCAUUUUGACCACAAUCAGGUUUUAAUCUCUAAUCCUAUCUUUGAUGUUGAGGCUUUAAAUGUGAAACAUAUAGAGUCAGGUGUUGUAAACCAAAUGAAACAGACUUUAAAAGGCUGUAAAGAGCAGUUUGUCUUUGCAUGAGAUACAUUUCUUCUCUAAAAUAAGUUCUGUUUGAGGAGCUUGAAGCCCCUGUUAUCCACCCUCUUACACUCAAUACAAACAAGAGACUUCAUCAUGUGUAUCAGGCAGAGGAUUUUGUCUUCAGAGCCUGCAAGUGACUGCAUUUUAUCACUAAACUUUUAAGUUUUGAUGAUGAGAUCUUGUUUUUGUUCCUUAUGAGGAACUCAAUUUACAUAAAUAUUUAUCUAUAUGAUAUAUACAGUACAAUUUCUAAAUCUAUUUGUGAUAAACACACUAAUUUCAGCCUUCCCUGUCCUUGAAUCCAGAUGUGUCUCCAUCUUCUUUGUGGAGUUUCAGCUGCACUUUGAGAGAGAUUAUUCAACAACAGCCUGGAUCCACAGUCUGGUGGACUCCACCACUAUGCUCUGUGGUAAGACCUUCAGCACCAUCAGUAUCAGAGGGUGGAUCAAACACAAGAUUUUACAAAGCAAAGUUGACUUGUGCUGAUAGAUUUAUCUUUAUUAUGAUGAUGAUUCAGAUAAGAAAUUACAAAAUGGUGUACAUGACGCACAAGUUUAUAUAAUAGAAAUAAAAUGGUGUGGGAAAGAAACGAGUACAAAAGUAUUUUUGCAAUUUUUAAAUUAACUAUUGAAAUGCAGCAAAUAAAAAUCAAGUAUUUAAGUGUAAUGACUAUAAUGACCAAAAAGGUUUUUUGUUUUUUUUUCUGUCUUCAAGAUAAAAGUUAAAAGUCAAAUGUAAAGUUUAAAUGCUCAAGUUUAGAGGGUUUAUAGUCAAUUGUAAAUUUGUCAACCACUGCAACCUGAGCAAUCUAUUUACACUGUUUUUCCAGCUCCUCUGGGGAGUUUCCUUGGCAACCGCUUCUCCUGUAGAUCUACAGUCAUCCUGGGAGGUCUGCUGUCCUCUACUGGUUUAGUCCUCAGCUCCUUCGCCUCCCGUCUAGAGCAUCUGUACAUCUCUAUGGGCAUCCUUACAGGUACACAGCUUUCGCAUCUAUGAAAAUUAUAUCCAUGAAAUAUGACACAAGGAAGGAGGACAAUGACGGAUCAGAUUGUCUCUGUACCAGAAACCUGCAACAUCUUUGUAAAAAAAUUAUGAGUCAUUGCCAUCCCCACCAUGAAAAGAUUCAAACUUGUAGCAACUGGUGAACCAACUUGAUUGUAUUCUGCAUUUUGCAUUUGAAGCUGAGUGUAUUCAAGUGUUUUAGCAACAUGUGGAUAUUUUUCCAGACUAUAUCCUGUUAUCUGUCCCCACAGGUCUCGGCUUUGCUCUCAGCUACACUCCAGCUGUAGCAAUGGUUGGGAGAUACUUCAAUGAGAGGAAAGCUUUGGCCUAUGGAAUCGCCCUGUCUGGUAGCAACAACCUCCCUGCUUACCUUUUUGUUUGUUGUCUCAUUAUUCAUACUUCAUCCUCCCAUCUCUUGACUCUUACCCUUUUAUUAUUUUGACUUUGCUUUAUGGUUGGACAUUCUUCUACCUGUGCCUCUCUUCUAUCCCAUCAAAUCCAACUUCACCCCAUCUACAGGUAAUGGCAUUGGAACCUUUGUUUUGGCCCCUGCAGUCCAGUUGCUCAUUGAGCGUUACUCCUGGAGAGGAGCUCUACUUGUCCUGGGAGGAUUCGUAUCAAACAUUUGUGUCUGUGGUGCUCUCAUGAGGCCACUGGUACCCAAAGGAGGUGAGAGGUAAGAGACUGUGUGGGGAAAAUAAGGCCAAUCAUUUUCAUAUUUUUGGUAUUGUACCUUAUUGGCAGGUGUUAAAGAAGAGUAAAGAAAACAUUUUGAAAAUGCAAUUUCCACUUACAUUUGAAGUUUUAUAUUUGGAAAAAGAGAAACAGGAGAUAACAAGGUCAGGAGAAAAAACAUAUUUUGAAUAAUGUUGGUGGCGGCUACAAAGAUCAUCACCAGAAAAUGGCUAAAAACAGAUGCACCAAAAAUAGAGGAUUGGGUAGAGGCAAAAAAAUAAUAAUAAGAAGAAUCAGAGCAACUUUAUCGAUUUGCUUUUUCUGUUUGAUAAAAUCAAAACAUUAGUAACAUCAUCAGCACAACUACUUAUGUCAGUUCCCUGACCAUGGAGCUUGACUGAGAGGAUAUGUGGGCUGCAUGUUAAAUGUCAUGCAUGUCAUGUGUCAUUCUGCAUCAGCAUGAGCAAAAAUGAAAAAGACCAAUUGAAACGUUUGCAUGUAGCUCAAAAAGUGAUGGCAUUCUUAUGUUUAAACUUUGGACACAACCUUUCGCCAUCCAUUUUCACUAACUGUUUAAGUUUACCCACUUAAAAUUCAUGAUCUGUUUUCACUUAAUCUCUUUUAUUCUGCUCUACCAUAUCUGAAGGUUAUGGGAAAAUAAUGCUGCAAACCUGGAAAAAAAUUGCUCAACAACAAAGUUGGACCCCAAAGACACCAAACAAAACCAAGCAAAAGGGGGCAUCAAAAAGUCAGACCCCAUCCUCAGAAAUGGAAACAGAAUUAAUAACUUCAAAAUGGUGGAAUUUAUGAAUCUGAAGAAUGAGGCAGCUGACGUCAAAGCAAAAACAGAGGAUUCAGGACUUUCAGAGGCCAAGCUAAUGAGCCCCCAUGUGUUGGAUGACUUGGCCUGCCCUUCCACUGAGUCUUUACUGAACACAGAAACUCCACCCAGUGCCCGCUUUUUAUGCCUGGAGUCUACUGAGGAGUUUGGAUUUCUUCUGUUACCAGACUUCUUGUUCCUGUCGGUGUCCCUCCUGUUCCUUGCUUAUGGCUGCAGUGCUCCAGUGGUUUACCUGGUUCCUUAUGCCCUCAGUGUAGGGGUGGGGUAUCAGGAGGCUGCCUUCCUCAUGUCCAUAUUUGGAGUCAGUGGUAUUGUGGGUAACAUUACCUUUGGAUGGAUCUCAGACAGGAAGUAAGUACUGGAUGAAGAUGUGUUAUAUGACAUUAAAGCCCAACACUGAUUGAUUUUCUUAACUUUAGGUGUCUGAAGAGGUAUCGCAUGCUGACCUACAUGGUGGCAAUUGGCAUGGAGGGCAUCUGCUGUAUUUGCCUCCCCUUCCUCAACUCCUUCUCCCUACUGAUCACAUUUUCCACACUCUAUGGAUACUUUGACGGGGCCUAUGUAGCACUCAUUCCUGUUGUAACCUCUGAUGUUGUGGGCUCCAGCUACCUGACCUGUGCACUGGGUGUGGUCUAUUUCCUGCACGCUGCUCCAUACUUGGUCAGCCCACCAAUAGGAGGUGAGAGCUCAUAAAUUUAUCUAGACUGAUGGCACAGUGGUUAGCUGUGUAACCUCACAUUUAGAUUAAAACCUGCCGACUGGAGUUUGCAUUUGUCAUAAUCUAACAAUAACAAAAACUGUGACAGCUGACAUUAAAGGGAUAUUCCGGCGUAAAAUCAAAGUUAAACACAACGUAACACCGAGUUAGACACCCCCUUGAGAGAUGAAUGCCAAACAGCCUCUUGUUUGUAGCGAGACCUCGGGCUAGUUCAUUAUGGACUACAGCAGGGGGACGCAGCUCAAGGAAGAACAUUUAUGAUCAUUUCUUCAUGGAAAUGCAAUCAGUCAGGUAAUGAUCAUAAAUGUUCUUCCUUGAGCUGCGUCACCACGCUAUAGUCUGUAAUGAACUGGCCAAAGGUCUCACUACAAACAAGCAACUGCUGGAGGAGAGUGGGUGAGUUGUGUUUAGUCUCUUUGUUAAAGAAACCAGGCAAAGCUAAAAAGAUGUUUGAUGGCUAGUACUAUAGCUGGGACCCUAUAUGUGCUGUUGAUGAAGUUAGGUGCUGUUCUGAGCAUUAUUUGUGGCUAUAGAGUGGCGUUUUGUUUGAGGUUUGUGUGUGGCUCCUCAGACCGCUGUGUAUUGCUAUUGUGCGGUCAUUACUAAAGUUGGUAAAACUAGAGAAGCAAGCAGUCGGCAACAUUCUUCUCAUGUCUAACUUGAUGUUACGGUGUGUUUGACCCUAAAUUAAUUUCACGCCAAGUGUCCCUUUAAUCUACAUUUGUCAAAUUUUGAAUUUGGCUUGAGAUAUGACAAAAACAAUACCAAGCUGUAUGGGAAUCAAAUGUCAUCCCAAAUUAUAGUUGUUUUUCAAUGCCUUAGAAGUUUUAUUUGGUCAAUAUAAAAACCUAAUAAACGAUCAGAAUUGGAUGAGGAAAAAAUGUACAAUAAAUUCUAUGACUCAAUGACAGGAAAAACUUGGGUGCUGGACAUGUAAGAGUAGUUGAGCUCUACAAUCUGAUAACACCAGCUCUUAAGUCACAGUAGCCUUCUUGAGCAUUAUACUGUAGCUUUCAAAACCCAAAAGGGCAUCUCAGUUAAUGUUUCAUGAAUAUGCUAGCUGUUAACUGUGAUACGGACAGCAGUGCAGUUUAUAACUCACUACUAAGUGACACAUUGAAUCGAAAAUUUCAGAAUGGCUUGAGUUCUUCCUCCUCUGAUUCCCAACAAGGAAAAUGACCAGAUUUAUUUUUUGUCAGUCAUGAACCUUUAGUUUCCCUAAAUUCUUAUAUGUUUAAAACACUGAGUCAUUUUUCAUUUAUGUUUAACACAUCUUAUGUGUUUCUCUGUCUCCAGGUUGGUUUGUGGACAAGACAGGAAACUACGCAGCCACCUUCAACAUCAGUGGAGCAUCUUUCAUGAUCAGCUCUGCGGUCUUAGCAGCUGCUUUAAUAGUCAAACACUGCUCGAAGAAAAGGUCUAACUCAUCUUCUGCUCCAGCUGAACACAGCAUCAUAUGACUGAAAGAUUGCCCUCCACCUGCUACAUAAAAAGGAGGGUUCACUAAAGACUAAGG